Fibroporia radiculosa is the source of this 852-nucleotide messenger RNA. RefSeq lists its product as uncharacterized. Bases 1 to 852 code for a protein of 283 amino acids. The transcript has a single exon. NCBI's taxonomy places the organism in Eukaryota, Fungi, Basidiomycota, Agaricomycetes, Polyporales, Fibroporiaceae. The record is from RefSeq and is a predicted model, not a curated record.
AUGAGCAGCGACUUGGCUUGGGCGAGUACGGCUCGUCGACUCUCCCAGUGCCAAUCACCAGCUCUGCUCUCAUCCCCCCUCCCCGUAAAAUCCAAAGCCACGUUACCCGCUCACCCUCCGCACCGCAGCCCCCUUAUCAACCCCGCCGCUAUGCUGGGCUCGGGCUACUCGACUAAGCUUGACGGACCUUCUUCCUCAGAAUCCGCACCUUCACCCCCACAGAUCAUUCAUUCGUGCCCGCAGACGAAUGGACUCCCUCCCUCACAAGUCAACGGACACUCCCACUCGCAUACUUCCUGCGUGCUCCUUCUGCUCGACGUCCAAGUCGCCCCGCUGUCCGACCCUCCCAUCGGCGUUCCCUCCGCACGCAUCGUCGGUCCAAAUAUUGCCAAAAUCCUUGCUGCAGCACGCGCUUGUCCACCACGCACACGACCACGCAUUGUCCAUGUCCGCAACGCCGGUGCACCUGGGGAGGCCGAUGAGCCCCGCGCGCCGGGCUGGGCCCUCGUGCACACACCGCUCCCGCACGAGCCAGUUGUCGACAAGCGGAAGAACAACGCCUUCUCGGGAACAGCCCUUGCAGAGCUUGUUCCCCCUGAUGCCAUCCUUGUCGUCGUCGGCCUUCAGAGCGACUUUUGCGUCCGUGCGACAUGCAGUACGGCCCUCGCUCGCGGUAACGAAGUGCUCCUCAUCCGCGGCGCACACGCGACGUAUGACCGUGUCGAGCCUUGGGGUAUCGUCACGAGUACACCAGCCGACCGCGUUGCGUGUGAGAUUGAGGAAGAAUUGGAAGAAGCUGGCGUCGUCAUCUUGGAGAUGGAAGAUGUGCCCAACCUCUUUGGCGAUCGUUGA